AAAGAGAGAACAAAAAUGGCAAGAACACGUUGUUAUGACAAAAAAAGUGGAUUAAAAAAGGGUACUUGGACACUUGAAGAAGAUAAAAAAUUAGCAGCUUAUGUUACUAAAUAUGGCUGUUGGAAUUGGCGUCAACUUCCAAAGUUUGCUGGAUUAUCAAGGUGUGGAAAGAGCUGCAGAUUAAGAUGGCUUAAUUAUCUCCGGCCAAAUAUUAAAAGAGGAAACUACUCUAGAGAAGAAGACCAGAUCAUCAUGAAGCUUCAUGCAGAAAUUGGGAAUAAAUGGUCAGCGAUUGCUAUUCACUUACCAGGAAGAUCAGACAAUGAAAUUAAAAAUCAUUGGCACACAUCUCUCAAGAAAAGAUCAAAACAUGAAUUAACAUGCAAUGGAAUAAAGAGAGAGGCCAAUAAUAAUGUCAAUAAAAAAAGUGAUGAAGACCAAAAUAUUACACCAAAUGAAUCAUGUAGUGAAGUUUCUUCUUGUGUUACAACUGACCAAAAUAUGGAAAAUAUUAUGGAUGGAGAAUGUGAGAUAAUUCAAGAAGAAUUAUUUGAAGAAUCCAUUGGAAAUUUUUGGACAGAACCAUUUUUAAUAGAUAGUUUUACGAGUACCACUAGUAGUAGUGAAUUUUGUGUGCCUUUAGAAGUUGAGCAUGGACUAUUUGUAUCUCCAUUUUCUCCUAUUAUGUGUUAUGAUGAAUUUCUAUGCUCAUAAUUA
Molecule: messenger RNA, 717 nt
Organism: Solanum verrucosum
Lineage: Eukaryota; Viridiplantae; Streptophyta; Magnoliopsida; Solanales; Solanaceae
Product: transcription factor MYB14-like
Exons: 3
Coding region: 16-714 (232 amino acids)
Source: RefSeq, a predicted model, not a curated record